Messenger RNA from Caenorhabditis elegans, 1697 nucleotides. It is a transcript of the gene H42K12.3, whose product is annotated as Apple domain-containing protein. The record is from RefSeq and is marked reviewed. NCBI's taxonomy places the organism in Eukaryota, Metazoa, Nematoda, Chromadorea, Rhabditida, Rhabditidae. The transcript has 10 exons. The coding region runs from base 17 to 1585 and encodes 522 amino acids.
CAGGCCUCCCACCAUCAUGAUAGUCUACAGUAUCCUUGCGUUACUUUGUAUUGGCUCAGUCACUUCUAAAGCAGUCAAGGCAAAAGACUCUUGCGAGGAGAGCAAAACUCACUUCUUCGUAACAGACAAUGCCAGUCUGCAAUCAGCCGACCCAAUUGUCUACAAAGCAACUUCCGAAGAAGAAUGCUUGUCAGCUUGCACAAAAAAUAGAGACAAGUUCGACAGACCAAUCGUUUGCCACUCUUUCACCUACGACCACGCCAGCUUCUCCUGCACCAUCCACAAGGAGAAGUCAGCUCCAGUUGGGUCUGCUCAAAUUGAAAAUUCGGUUGGAAAGAGAUACUUUGAGAAGAUUUGUCUAUCACACAAUAUCCCACAGCAAUGCGCCCAGACUCAAUUCAUCCGUGUUGAUCAAAGUGUGCUCGUUGGCUAUGCGGUCAACAUGACGCUCACUGACAGCAUCGAAUCGUGUGCUGCUCAAUGUGUACAGGAAGCCGAUUGCAAGUCUGCCAUGUACUUCUACGAAGACGGAGAAUGCAUUACCAACAAGGAAUCUGCAAUGACAAAGCCAGCUGGAUUCACAAAGGAAGAAAACGACAAGGUGAUCUACUUCCAGAAUGGAUGCGACUUGAACAAGAAGAACGAGCCAACCGUCGAGACUGAGGAAGUCCAAGAGGAAGUCAGACCAGUAGCUCAUGUGCUUAUCUCUGAAACGACUCCAAAACCAGAUUCUCCAGUUGAGAAGGUUGUUGAGGAAGUUGGUGAGGAGGUGAAGCCAGAGAUGAAGCCAGAAGAGCAGUUCGAUGAGAAGCAAGAGGAGACCAAUGCACAGACUGGAGAGGAUGAGGAGGAGUACGAAGACGAAGAAGUCACCGAAGAAACCACAGAGGAAGAAGUCACAACAACCGAAGCACCCACCACCACCACCACUACCGAGGAGCCAACAACCGAAGCCUCGGCUCCAAAACGCAUCAAGGCACACCUUCACAAGAAGAUCAAGAAGCACCCAAAGAACUUUGGAUCCAAGACUUAUGAGAUUCUGAAGAAGCAAGAAACUGUCAAGAAGUCAAAGAUUGAGUUCCCAGAAAUUGAAGAGCAAGAAAUCACAGAAGACUCUGCGGAUUCUUCUAGAGCCAUUGAGCCACAAGAGCCAGAGGAGACCUACUUCUCCGACUGGUCUGACUGGACUCCAUGCACAAAGAGCAACGAGCGACAGGUCCGUAGAAGACGGUGCCUGAACUUGAGAAAAUGUCUCGGAGCUUUGAUGCAAGUUCAGAACUGCCCAGAGAUUAUUCCAACAAGCACUCCACAAAACAACGAGAUGAUCAGAUCAGUUGUAUCAGUUGAUGGUGAUGAUGAGCCAAUUGCCGUUGAUAACAUUUCAGUUGACUCUGCACCAAGCAGCAUUUUGCCAGUGCUCAACGAGCAAGUCUGGGGACACUGGCAAGGAACUUGUCAGCCAUUCGCAUCUUCCCAGCCAUGCAACAAUGGAUUCAUGAUCGGAUUCGAAUCACGCGAGUGCAUCGCCAAGGACCCCGCUCAGUGUGAAGGACCAUUCUUCAGAUACUGCCAACAUUCUUGUUAACUCCACUACCGCUUUUAAUUGACCACUGACUGCAAUUUCUCCCACGUGUAUUUUGUAAUCCAAAUUUUAAUAUUAAUGGUUUUCAAUUAAUAAAGUUAUUUUAAUAUUUUUU